Molecule: messenger RNA, 5181 nt
Organism: Diospyros lotus (date-plum)
Lineage: Eukaryota; Viridiplantae; Streptophyta; Magnoliopsida; Ericales; Ebenaceae
Product: protein transport protein SEC16B homolog
Exons: 14
Coding region: 275-4690 (1471 amino acids)
Biological process (GO): Golgi organization; autophagy; COPII vesicle coat assembly
Cellular component (GO): ER to Golgi transport vesicle membrane; endoplasmic reticulum exit site
Source: RefSeq, a predicted model, not a curated record
GCUAAGCUAUAAUUAUUAGAAUACGAGUUUGACAAUUAAGAUUCAAAAAUAAAAACGGUGGGGGCGGUUGUUGAAUGCUGAUCGUACAGACCUCAGGUGCAAAAUCGAGGGUUUGUUCCCUCUCUUCCGAUUGCUCCGCGUAUUGUUCGCUCGAUCUGUGAUUUCCCGUUUGGCGUUUAGUGCUCGAAGUCGGUGGUUUUGGGUCUGAGGAGGGGCUGGUUUCGAAGAAUCUUGGUCGAAUUGAGUGAGAUCAGAGAGGAUUAGGAACCGCUUGAUGGCUUCCACUCCUCCAUUCCAGGUGGAGGAUCAAACGGAUGAGGAUUUCUUUGACAAAUUAGUUGAUGACGAUGACGAGUUUAAGGCCUCGGCGUCGUCAUCCGGGCAUAAUUUUGCCGACGGGAAUGAUUCAGAUGAAGUCAAGGCAUUUGCAAAUUUGAGUACAGGUGAGGCUGACGGCAGGUCUGAAGGUGUAGGCGGGGAAGGGCAGAAUGAAACUAAUAAGGGCGAAGGCACUCUCCAUAAAGUUAAUCCCGUGUCGGUGGAUGGGCAUACGGAUGAGAGUAGUUCAGUGGUAUCAUCCAAUUCAUGUCCGGUGGAUGGCCAUUUUGAAGAGAGUAAUUCACUAGUUUCAUCCAAUUCUUUUGCAUUUGAUAAUGUCAUCGAACCCAAUGGCAUGGCAACAGAGACAAAGGAUACUCCAGAUCCAACGAUUGACAAAGUUAAUGAAUCUGUAGGCUCAGGUGUUAAGGAGGUGCAAUGGACCGCAUUUAACACUGAUUCAGGACAUAAUGAUAGCAAUGGGUUUGGAUCGUACUCUGAUUUUUUCAGCGAGUUAGGAGAUGGUGCUAUUCAUCAAACUGGGAAGGUUGAUGAUAGCAUCAGUAUGCAACCGAAGAUUGGAUCUGACAGUGCAGAACUUACUACUGCAAAUGUUGACAACAAACAUAACUAUAUGGAAUAUCAAGAGAAUCAAUCUUUUGCUGCCACUAUGGGACAAAAUGAUGGUCAGGAUCUAAAUAAUACUCUAUACUGGGAGAAUCUGUAUCCAGGGUGGAAGUAUGACACAAGUACUGGUCAAUGGUACCAAAUUGAUGGUUUUGGGACUGCAGGGAAUGUGCAGGGGACCUUCAACUCCACUACGGCUGGUGAUUCAGCUGUUUCUGAUGGGAACUCACAGGUUUCUUACUUGCAGCAAACUGCUCAGUCUUCUGAGGGUACUAUAUCUGAGAGUGGCACCAUGGGAAGCGUCACGAACUUGAAUCAGUUGUCACAUGAGAGUCGUGUGACUGGCAGCAGUACUUACUGGAACCAGGUGCCACAAUGUAGCAGUGUUACUGAAGGUGUUUCUAGUUGGAGUCAGGUUUCACAGCAGAAUGAGUACCCAGCACACAUGGUUUUUGACCCACAAUACCCAGGUUGGUAUUAUGAUACAAUUUCCCAAGAAUGGCGAUCAUUAGAUACCUAUACCUCACUUGCUCAAUCAGCAAUUGAAGCACAUAAUCAACUAAGUCAAAAUAGUUUUGCAUCAAUGGGUGCAUGUUCCCAGAGUGACGAUAAAAAAUCUUUCAAUGACUACGGACUAGUGGAGCAUUACGGGUCUCAUGAUUUUGGUGCCCAAAGCCCAGAUUACAACUGGGCUGGCUCUGUCAGUAAUUACAAUCAGCAACCCCUGAAUAUGUUGCAAGCUGAGAGUGUCGCCAAGAAUGAGGCUCCCACAGAUUUUAGUGGAAACCAGCAGUUGGAGACUGAUCAUGGUUCAAAUUUUUCCACUAGCACCCUUGUCAAUCAACAAAAGUCUUAUGUUUCCAGGGGAAUAGCUCCAGCUUAUGAGACAGCAACUCAGCCUCAUAAUGAAUUUGCAUCUGAUUCACAUGGUUUUGUUUCUAGUGCAAACUUCACCCAGCACAUUGGUCAGGCAAUUAUGCAGCAGAAUGAGCAAAUGCAUGUCUCCAGCAAUUAUUAUGGCAAUCAAAAUUCAGCAAAUUUUUCACAGCAACAGUUUCAAAGCAGCCCUAAACUUACAUCCACCGCAGGAAGGUCGUCUGCAGGCCGCCCUCCACAUGCUCUGGUUACAUUUGGGUUUGGCGGAAAACUCAUUGUGGUGAAAGAUCAUAGUUCUCUAAGUACCUCAUCCUAUGGGAGCCAGGGUCAUGUAGGAGGCUCAAUCUCUGUUCUUAAUUUGAUGGAACUUGUCACUCAGAAAUUUGAAGCAUCAAGCACUGGUGUGGGCAAUUGUGAUUAUUUUGACACACUGUGUAGGCAAUCUUUUCCUGGUCCCUUGGUUGGAGGGAAUGUUGGGAGUAAAGAGUUGAACAAGUGGAUUGAUGAAAGGAUUGUGAAUUGUGAAUUUCCUGCUGUUGACUACAGGAAAGGUGAAGUUUUAAGGUUGCUUCUCUCAUUGCUUAAGAUAGCUUGUCAGUAUUAUGGAAAACUUCGAUCUCCGAUUGGCACUGACACUGCAUUAAAGGAAAGUGAUGUUCCAGAGUCAGCAGUUGCUAAACUUUUUGCAUCUGUAAAGAGGGAUAGUGCACAGUUCAGUGACUAUGGUGCUCUGGCCCACUGCUUGCAGAAGUUGCCAUCUGAGGGACAAAUGCAGGCAACUGCUGCUGAGGUACAAAGUCUUUUGGUUUCUGGUAGAAAGAAGGAGGCUUUACAUAGAGCAAGCGAAGGCCAGCUGUGGGGACCUGCACUUGUACUAGCUGCUCAACUUGGUGACCAGUUUUAUGUUGAUACUACAAAGAAAAUGGCACUUCACCAACUAGUAGCAGGCUCACCAUUACGAACAUUAUGCCUGCUGAUUGCAGGUCAACCAGCAGAGGUGUUUUCUAGUGAGGCAUCUGAUAGCAGCUUCCCUGGUGCUCUGAAUAUGUCUGCACAGCCUGCACAGGAUGGCUCAAACUUUAUGUUAGCCGAUUGGGAAGAGAAUUUGGCAGUAAUAACUGCUAAUAGAACAAAAGAUGAUGAACUCGUGCUUAUUCAUCUUGGAGAUUGCUUGUGGAAAGAUAGAAGUGAAAUUGUUGCUGCACACAUUUGCUACUUAGUUGCAGAGGCAAACUUUGAGCCAUAUUCAGACACUGCAAGAUUGUGUCUAAUUGGCGCAGAUCACUGGAAAUUCCCCCGAACAUAUGUGACUCCAGAGGCUAUUCAGAGGACAGAGUUAUUUGAAUAUUCUAAGGUGCUUGGGAAUCCUCAGUUUACCCUGCUACCAUUUCAGCCGUAUAAGCUUAUAUAUGCACACAUGCUUGCAGAAGUGGGAAAAGUGACAGAAUCGCUCAAGUACUGUCAAGCAGUAUUUAAAUCUCUGAAAAAUGGCCGCACACCUGAAGUGGAUACAUUGAGACAAUUAGUGUCAUCUCUUGAGGAAAGAAUACGAACUCAUCAACAGGGCGGAUACUCAACAAACUUGGCUCCAGGAAAACUAGUGGGCAAAUUGCUUAACCUUUUUGACAGUACUGCUCAUCGUGUUGUUGGAGGCCUACCCCCACCUGUACCAUCAGCAUCACAGGGAAGCGUACAGGCUAAUGCACUUCAUCAUGAACCCAUGGGGCCUAGGGUAUCAGCUAGCCAAUCAACCAUGGCAAUGUCAUCACUAAUGCCUUCAGCAUCAGUAGAGCCCAUAAGUGAAUUGAGGGUUGAUGGCAAUAGAAUGACAAUUCAUAACAGAAGCAUUUCGGAGCCAGAUAUUGGAAGAACUCCACGACAGAUGCAGGAUCAGGUAGAUUCAUCAAAAGAAGCAACCUCAUCCAAUGCACAGGGCAAAGCUUCAGCCUCAGCUGGGGCAUCCCGAUUUGGUCGAUUCAAUUUUGGGUCACAGCUUUUGCAGAAGACUAUGGGUUUAGUCUCAAAGCCCUGGCAGGAUCGACAGGCAAAGUUGGGUGAAAAAAAUAAAUUCUAUUAUGAUGAAAAACUCAAGAGAUGGGUAGAGGAAGGGGCUGAACCUCCUGCUGAAGAAGCUGCCUUGCCACCUCCACCCACAUCUGCGGCACUCCAAAAUGGAACAUCAGACUACAACUUGAGAGGUGCAUUGAAAAGUGAAAAUUCUCCUAGUAGUGGAAGCCCAGAAUUUACAAGCCCUAGUCCUCCAGAACAAAGUUCAGGAAUUCCACCUAUUCCACCUGUGCAAAACCAAUUUUCUGCUCGUGGAAGGGCAGGUGUCCGUUCUAGGUAUGUUGACACCUUUAACAAAGGUGGUGGUAAUCCAACAAAUUUGUUCCAGUCAUCUUUGGUUCCACCCGUUAAACCCGCUGCUAGUGGUGCCAAUCCAAAAUUUUUUGUUCCCACGCCGGUAUCCUCAAGUCAACAGAGUUCUGAUUCUAUGGCAUCUAGUACGCCAGAACCUGCAGCCUUUAAUCAAAAUUUGUCCAAUCUGAGUAACUCAAGUGAUUCUCCUGCAUCUUUGUCGUCAAUGUCUACGUUGUCAAGGUAUCCAAGCAUGGACAACAUCUCGAACAAGGAGACAAAGGCCAACCCAAGUGCCCCUCUUCCAGCUCAUUCACGGCGGACAGCCUCAUGGAGUGGAAGCUUUAACGUCGAUAAUAUUUCCCCACAGCAGACUGAAGCAAAACCUCUUGGGGAAGUAAUGGGUAUUCCCCCAUCGUUAUUUGUGCCCAGUGAACCGUCUUUCCCACCCUUGGCAAACAGUGGCGGCGGUUCUGGCUCUGGGGAGGACCUUCAUGAAGUAGAACUUUGAGACGAGGAAGAAUAUGGAAAUCCAGGGUAAUCUCUCCCACCCAAUGCAAAAUGGUGGUGGUAGCAGCAGAUUGAAGUAGCAGAAGUUUUUGAUUUUCCUUCUAGCCCCCAGGGGUUUCCCCAGGUUGUAUGUGCCCUGUCUUUUCUAAUGUUUACUGUACUUGUGGUAGGUAGGGAUAGGGUUUUUUCUUUCUUUUUAUUCUACAGGGAGGAGUGGAGUUGAAUUGACACCAUCUGAUGCUUUAAGGAGCUGAGCUGGGUGUUUAACAGAAUAAAAGCAACAGCAACGGCAAAAGCACAAGCGCAAGCGCAAGCGCGCUAUAUAUUUUACAGUUCAUUUUUUCAUUUUAUUCGGGAGGUAAGGUAAAGCAGUCCCUUGGUAAAAAUGUAGAAGAAAUACAUUGUUGAACAUCCAUGAUCCGAUCAAUCCAUCCCAAAAUGAUGGAAUUAAUCUUAUAUAUAGUGCUGUUAACAUGGAAAUUGAAGAUAUUA